GUCAGUCACGGCGCCGGCGCCCGCGGGCCGUGCGGGAACUUCCUCGUUAUUGUGACGCGGCCGCGGCUCUGCACGGUCCCGCGAGCUCGGCGCGGCGCAGGCUACAUGACGCCCUGACGCCGAGGACCAUGCUAUGCUGGGGGUACUGGUCUCUGGGCCAGCCCGGGAUCGGCAGCAACCUGCAGGGCGUCGUGGCCGAGCCCCAGGUGUGCGGCUUCGUCUCGGACAGGAGCGUGAAGGAGGUGGCGUGCGGGGGGAACCACUCCGUGUUCCUGCUGGAGGACGGGGGCGUCUACACCUGCGGACUCAACACCAAGGGCCAGCUGGGCCACGAGCGGGAGGGAAACAAGCCAGAGCGAAUCGGAGCCUUGGCGGAUGAGCACAUCGUCCAUGUGGCCUGCGGCGAGUCCCACAGUCUCGCCCUCAGUGACCGGGGACAGCUCUUCUCCUGGGGUGCGGGGAGCGACGGCCAGCUUGGGCUCGUGACCAUUGAGGACUCGGUGGCGGUGCCCAGGUUAAUACAAAAGCUGAACCAGCAGACAAUAUUGCAAGUUUCCUGCGGCAACUGGCAUUGCUUAGCUCUUGCAGCUGAUGGCCAGUUCUUCACGUGGGGCCGCAACAGCCAUGGGCAACUCGGCCUGGGCAAGGAGUUCCCGUCGCAGGCCAGCCCGCAGCGGGUGCGGUCCCUGGAGGGCAUCCCGCUGGCCCAGGUGGCGGCCGGCGGCGCGCACAGCUUCGCCCUCUCUCUCUCCGGGGCCGUCUUCGGCUGGGGCAUGAACAACGCCGGGCAGCUGGGCCUCAGCGAUGACGAAGAUCGAGAGUCUCCUUGCCACGUGAAGCUCUUACGAACGCAGAAAGUUGUGUACAUUAGCUGUGGAGAAGAGCACACAGCAGUCCUCACGAAAAGCGGGGGCGUGUUCACCUUCGGAGCGGGUUCCUGUGGGCAGCUGGGCCACGACUCCAUGAACGACGAGGUGAACCCGCGGAGGGUGCUGGAGCUGAUGGGCAGCGAGGUCACCCAGAUCGCCUGCGGCAGACAGCACACCCUCGCCUUUGUGCCUUCUUCUGGACUCAUCUACGCCUUCGGCUGCGGCGCCAGAGGCCAGCUGGGGACUGGACGCACGUGUAACGUGCAGUGUCCGUGCCCGGUGAAGGGGCACUGGGCGGCCCACAGCGGGCAGCUCUCCGCCAGCGCAGAUGGCUUCAAGUACCACAUCGUGAAGCAGAUCUUCUCCGGGGGGGACCAGACCUUCGUGCUCUGCUCCAAGGACGAGAACGCCUGCCCUGCUGUGGACUUCAGGACCGUGAACCAGACUCAGUACACCAGCCUCAUCAACGACGAGAGCCUCGCGGUCUGGAGGCAGAAGCUGGCCGAGCACGGCAGCUCCAACACCAUCAAUGGUGUAGUUCAGAUACUGUCUUCUGCAGCCUGCUGGAAUGGAAGUUUCCUGGAAAAGAAAAUUGAUGAGCAUUUUAAAACCAGCCCCAGGACCCCUGGGAUCGACCUGAACUCAACUAGAAUAUUAUUUGAGAAGCUAAUGAGCUCUCAGCACUCCAUGAUUCUAGAACAGAUCUUGAACAGCUUCGAGAGCUGCCUGAUUCCUCAGCUCUCGAGUUCCCCGCCGGAUGUUGAAGCCAUGAGAAUCUAUUUAAUACUCCCCGAGUUCCCCUUGCUCCAGGACUCCAAGUACUACAUCACACUCACCAUCCCCCUGGCCAUGGCCAUCCUGCGGCUGGACGCGAACCCCAGCAAAGUCUUGGAUAACUGGUGGUCUCAGGCGUGCCCGGAAUAUUUCACGAAGCUGGUCAACCUGUACAGGGGAGCCGUCGUUUACCUGCUGAGGGGAAGGAAGACGUUCUUAAUCCCCGUGCUGUUUAACAAUUACAUCACAGCUGCUCUGAAGCUCCUGGAGAAGCUAUAUAAGGUCAACCUCAAAGUGAAGCAUGUGGAAUACGACACCUUUUACAUUCCGGAGAUCUCCAGCCUCGUGGACAUCCAAGAAGACUACCUCAUGUGGUUCCUGCACCAGGCCGGCAUGAAGGCCAGGCCAUCUAUAAUGCAGGAUGCCGUGACACUCUGCUCCUACCCCUUCAUCUUUGACGCCCAAGCCAAGACGAAGAUGCUGCAGACCGACGCGGAGCUCCAGAUGCAGGUGGCGGUGAACGGGGCCAACCUGCAGAACGUCUUCAUGCUUCUCACCCUGGAGCCUCUGCUGGCCAGAAGCCCCUUUCUGGUCCUCCACGUCCGCCGGAACAACCUCGUGGGCGACGCCCUGCGGGAGCUGAGCAUCCACUCGGACAUCGACUUGAAGAAGCCUCUCAAGGUGAUCUUCGACGGCGAGGAGGCCGUGGACGCGGGGGGCGUCACGAAGGAGUUCUUCCUGCUGCUGCUGAAGGAGCUCCUGAACCCCGUCUACGGCAUGUUCACCUGCUACCAGGACUCCAACCUCCUGUGGUUCUCAGACACGUGUUUCGUAGAGCACAACUGGUUCCACCUGAUCGGCAUCACCUGCGGGCUGGCCAUCUACAACUCCACGGUGGUCGACCUGCACUUCCCCCUGGCGCUCUACAAGAAGCUGCUCAACGUCCAGCCGGGCCUGGAGGACCUGAAGGAGCUGUCCCCGACCGAGGGAAGGAGUCUCCAGGAACUUCUAGACUACCCCGGGGAGGAUAUCGAGGACACGUUCUGCCUCACCUUCACGAUCUGCCGAGAGAGCUACGGCGUGGCUGAGCAGAAGAAGCUGAUCCCUGGGGGAGACCAGGUGACCGUGUGCAAGGAGAACAGGCAGGAGUUUGUGGAUGCCUACGUGAAUUACGUCUUCCAGAUCUCCGUUCACGAGUGGUACUCGGCUUUCUCCAGCGGCUUCCUGAAGGUGUGUGGUGGCAAGGUGCUUGAGCUCUUCCAGCCUUCGGAACUGAGGGCCAUGAUGGUGGGAAACUGCAACUAUGACUGGAAGGAGCUGGAGGCGACUGCUGUCUACAAGGGGGAUUACUCAGCCACACACCCCACUGUGAAACUAUUUUGGGAAACGUUUCAUGAGUUUCCAUUGGAAAAGAAGAAGAAGUUUCUCUUGUUCCUGACCGGCAGUGACCGCAUCCCCAUCUACGGCAUGGCCAGCCUGCAGAUCGCCAUCCAGCCCACGGCCAGCGGGGAGGACUACCUGCCCGUGGCCCACACCUGCUACAACCUGCUGGACCUCCCCAAGUACAGCAGCAAGGAGACGCUGUGCGCGCGGCUGACCCAGGCGCUGGACAACUACGAGGGCUUCAGCCUGGCCUGAGCUGCCGCCGCCCCAUCCGGGCGCCGUGCCCGCGCGGCGGCUCGCCAGAGAACCUUGGGGAGUGAGUUCUAUUUUUUUACUGUACCUGUGGGGUGGGACUUCCGAAUUCUGAGCCUGGUUCUUGUGUUUCUGGGGUCGUAAGCUGUGAGCAAUUUUUUUUUUUUUUUUUUAGAGUCAGGGCUUGGGAUCGGGUUAAAAACAAUGGCUUGCACUGUGGCAAGGGUUUAGGUUUUGAAGCCAAAUUUCUCCGUGUUCCCUGUCCGGUGAGGCUGCCGCCCCCGCCGGCUGCCACAGCGGUGGAGUUUCCGUGUCUGCCUUCCCCGCCUCUCUCUGCCCGCCCGUGGCUGUCUUGCUCUUCCCCGACCUCCUCACUCCUCGGCAAGACUUGGCUUCGACUGGCCCUUUCUUCGCCUGCACAUACAGAAGGAAAGUCUCUUUUCUCUGCAGCCUCGGAAGUGCUCCUGGCUGGCCGUAACCCCACCUUCAGGCCCGAGGAGGAAAGGACCACUUCCGAGAUCCCAGGGUUCCACCAGCCGAAUCGGGGUCCGUUCCUUUCACUGAACGCUUGAGAGUUGCUGGGAGCUCUGAUGAGCGCAUCUUGCUCUCGAAGCAGGUGGGGCGAAGGGGCCUUUGGCGGGGGGUCUUCUCAGGACGCCCUUGCUCCUUGCAGGUGUGCAUGGCAGAGGGCAUGGCGGCUGAGCCCCUCAGUGCUGCUCAGCCACGUCCCUUUGACAGUGAAGAGUGGUGACAGGCCACCUCCCCUUCCCUUAUGUCACUUUUGGGGCAAGUUGCAUCAAUUUUUUUUUUAAUACCUUCUCCAGGCAGAGUGAGAAUAAUAAGUUUUGGUCCCUCUAUUAUUUUAUAUUCUCUACCACUUUCUCUCCCUUCCCUCCCUUCCUUUCGUUCUGCUUCAUCCCAACCUCACAGCCCUUCCCGCUCUCCUCCUACCAGAUGCAUGCCUCUUUUUGUUUUAAAUUUCUAUAUGAAAUGCAGACUUUCUACUCGGAUUUUGUUUUUCCCUCCUCCCAAAUUGCUAAGACUUAAAGGUGUUCUGUAUUAUGGGGCUUUUGUUUAUUGCAUUUGAAAUGUUUGUUUACAAUGCAAUUUCAGGGGGAAUUGUGUUUAAGAGAAAUAUAUAUAUGUAUGUAUCUUAAAAAAAUGAUAUGUUCAGCCUCUUUCAUCACGGGAUAAGAAAAUUCUACAUGAUUAGAGAAUCCAUGUCAGCCUGAUUUUAAAUCGCUAGUUGCUAGAGAAAAGACUUAUUUAUAUAAAAAGAAGUAUUUAUGAAACAUGAUUCAGCAUCAAAUCUCAAUGAAGGAUUGUAGAUUUUUGCUUUUUCUUUUGGUUUUUAAAACCUCUUCCAAUUGCUAAAUUGGUAGUUUUUCAGUCUUUAUAAAAUAAGAUUAAAAAGAUAUACAGUUAUAUGAAAUGUUUAUUUUCUAUGUGUGUGCAUAUAGUCCAAUAUUACACAAUAAAUUUGGUGUUUUAACUUA
This is a messenger RNA of Sorex araneus (European shrew), 4774 nucleotides long. It is a transcript of the gene HERC3, whose product is annotated as HECT and RLD domain containing E3 ubiquitin protein ligase 3. Gene Ontology annotation, cellular component: cytosol. Bases 129 to 3281 code for a protein of 1050 amino acids. The record is from RefSeq and is a predicted model, not a curated record. NCBI's taxonomy places the organism in Eukaryota, Metazoa, Chordata, Mammalia, Eulipotyphla, Soricidae. Gene Ontology annotation, molecular function: ubiquitin protein ligase activity. Gene Ontology annotation, biological process: protein ubiquitination; ubiquitin-dependent protein catabolic process. The transcript has 25 exons.